CAUUGCCAUUUUCCGGCAUGUGACGUUUUGUUUUCUGUUUCGUCUCUGCCGAUUUUAUUUUUUCUAUUCAUUUCAAUUUUGUGUUUAGAAGAGAGAAGAGGUAAGCCACGCUAACAAAAAAUUUUAAUCUUUAAAAAUUUAAACCAUCUUGUUAAAAUUUACAACUGAAACAAUCUAAAUUAACUUAUUUUACAAUUAUAAAGUCAACUACAUAAUUAUUUUAUGGCUGAUGAUGAUUUUUCAAAACAAACUAAAGUCUUAUCCGACAUCGAGUUGGAAAGACUUAAAAUUCAAGAUACACGAAAAGUUAGUGAAUACAAAGCGAACACGCUUGAAAUAGAAGCUAAAAAGAAUUGGGAUCUAUUUUACAAACGCAAUGAAACUAGAUUUUUUAGAGAUCGUCAUUGGACGACGAGAGAAUUUCAAGAUCUUUUAAAUCGAGCCGAAUGUACCGAACGAGUAUUGUUCGAAAUAGGAUGCGGCGUAGGCAAUUUCAUUUACCCAUUAAUAGAAGAAAAGUUAAAUUUUAGGAUAGUAGCUUGCGAUUUGUCUCCAAGAGCGAUUGAAAUUGUGAAAAAUAACUCUAAGUAUAACCCAAGUUGCAUGCACGUGUUUCAAGCUGAUAUAACCACAAAGCAUGUUUUUACACAAAUUGAAGAAAGUAGUAUAGAUAUAGCCACAUUAAUUUUCGUACUUUCUGCUAUUCAUCCAGACAAGUUUUUAUCUACUUUAAAAAAUAUUUACAAGUUACUUAAACCUAAUGGAAUCUUACUAUUUAGAGAUUAUGGUUUAUAUGAUAUGGCCCAACUCAGAUUUAAAGCUGGCCAUAAAAUAGCAGAUAAUUUGUAUAUGCGGCAGGAUGGAACUAGAUGUUACUAUUUUUCUAUAGAAUAUUUAGGGCAUAUUUUAAAAGAGAUUGGUUUUGAGAUAGCUUCAAAUACUUAUAUACACAGGAGGACUAUUAAUAAGAAGGAGAACAUUGAUGUCCCUAGAAUUUUUGUGCAGUGCAAAGCUAUAAAACCAGAUUGAAAAAAAGAAAGAAGUGAAAAUGCUGAAAAGGACAUGUUUGAAACACAUUUUGAACUUUAAUUUCGCUGAUUUGCAGGGUCAUACGGAGAUACAGCAAAAAUGAUUCCUAUAAAUGUAAAUUCAAUCCUGGCAAUUUUUUUUGAAAGCUUGACGGCCGACGUUUUAAGACUACUCAAAUUGGAAACUUAAUUGAGGAAAAUGUAAUUAUCUUGAAGAUGUUAUUCAAAGGCGAUUAUGCAGUUGAAAUUCAGAAUUGAAGAUGAAUGCCUAUCCCAAGUUUUGGAAACAACUGCACAAAUGUACUGAUAUUGCCUUGCUAACUGGAUUUGUAUGACAUUGCAAGAAGCCAGUAUUAUAAUGUGUGACAGCAACAGCCAAAUGGAAUAAAUUCAGAGCUCAAUUACUGUUCAUAUGGGAUCAAUAAUUUUAGAGCUUGAAAGUUGAUUUUUAUUUAUUGUAUGAUGAAACUAUUAAACAAUAAAAUAUUGAGAUAUUAAG
Molecule: messenger RNA, 1527 nt
Organism: Psylliodes chrysocephalus
Lineage: Eukaryota; Metazoa; Arthropoda; Insecta; Coleoptera; Chrysomelidae
Source: the annotation of a GenBank genome assembly